Molecule: messenger RNA, 558 nt
Organism: Staurois parvus
Lineage: Eukaryota; Metazoa; Chordata; Amphibia; Anura; Ranidae
Source: the annotation of a GenBank genome assembly
GGACAACUCCGCGGAAGUGGGAGCGGGUACCUGUCAAAUUCAGGUCCGUCCGCAGUCUUGGUCAUCCCCUGCACUGUCUGCAGUCUCUCGUCAUCUGUACUAUGUCCACAGACUGUGGUCAUUCCCUGUACUAUGUCUGCAGUCUCUGGUCAUCCCCUGUACUGUGUCCGCAGUCUCUGGUCAUCCCCUGUACUAUGUCUGCAGUCUCUGGUCAUUCCCUAUACUGUCCGCAGUCUUUGGUCAUCUCCUGUACUAUGUCCGCAAUCUCUGGUCAUCUCCUGUAAUAUGUCCGCAGUCUCUGGUCAUCUCCUGUACUGUGUCCGCAGUCUCUGGUCAUCUCCUGUACUGUGUCUGCAGUCUCUGGUCAUCCCCUGUACUAUGUCCGCAGUCUCUGGUCAUCCCCUGUACUAUGUCCGCAGUCUCUGGUCAUCUCCUGUACGGUGUCCGCAGUCUCUGGUCAUCUCCUGUACUGUGUCUGCAGUCUCUGGUCAUCUCCUGUACUGUGUCCGCAGUCUCUGGUCAUCUCCUGUACUGUCAGCAGUCUCUGGUCAUCUCCUG